AUGUCAGCUUCCAACAUCAGUGAGGACAGUCUCCCAGGCACACUCAUCCUGACGGGCAUCCCAGGGCUGGAGUGGGCCCACGUCUGGAUCGCCAUCCCCUUCUGUGCCAUGUAUCUUGUAGCGCUGGUUGGCAAUGCUGCCCUCAUCCUGGUCAUUGUGACAGACAGUGCUCUUCAUGCACCCAUGUACCUCUUCCUGUGCCUUCUUUCGCUCACCGACCUGGCUCUCAGCUCCACCACGGUGCCUAAGAUGCUGUCCACUUUAUGGCUGCAUGCUGGAGAGAUUUCCUUUGGUGGAUGCCUGGCCCAAAUGUUUUGUGUCCAUUCUAUCUAUGCUCUGGAGUCUUCAGUUCUUCUAGCCAUGGCCUUUGAUCGCUAUGUGGCAAUCUGCAACCCACUGAGAUACACAACCAUUCUCAACCAUACCGUCAUAGGCAUGAUUAGCCUUGUUGGGCUAUUCCGUAGUGUGGCCAUUGUGACCCCAUUCAUCUUCUUGUUGAGGCGACUGCCUUACUGUGGUCACCAUGUCAUGGCCCACACAUACUGUGAGCACAUGGGCAUCGCUCGCCUGGCCUGUGCCAACAUCACUGUCAAUAUUGUGUAUGGGCUGACUGUGGCCCUGCUGGCCAUGGGUCUGGAUGCCAUCCUCAUUGCCAUUUCCUACGGCUUUAUCCUCCAUGCUGUCUUCCGCCUUCCAUCUCAAGAUGCCAGGCACAAGGCUCUGAGUACCUGUGGCUCCCACCUGGGGGUCAUCCUGGUCUUCUACAUUCCUGCCUUCUUCUCCUUCCUCACCCACCGCUUUGGCCAGCACCGAGUCCCCAAGAAUGUGCACAUUUUUCUGGCCAACCUGUAUGUGCUGGUGCCUCCUGUGCUCAACCCGAUCAUCUAUGGGGCUAGGACCAAGGAGAUUCGGAGCCGACUUCUGAGGCUGCUUCACUUGGGGAAAAUUUCAACAUGAAAUUUGAGUACAGGCUAGGGAUAAGGAAAGUAAAUGGGUUCUGAGCUUUCUAGGUACAUUUACAUGGAUGGAGACCUCUAAUAUGACAUAAGCGUGUUUUUAGGAGAGGAAGUAAUGGAAGCAAAGAGAAGGUCAGAUGAAUUGGAAAUACCAAAAAUCACAUUGAACACACCACAUUCUUGAGGCUCUUUGGGCAACGCUGAAUAACUCAGAGAGAUGAUAAUAUUUUUACU
Molecule: messenger RNA, 1190 nt
Organism: Neofelis nebulosa (Clouded leopard)
Lineage: Eukaryota; Metazoa; Chordata; Mammalia; Carnivora; Felidae
Product: olfactory receptor 52D1
Exons: 1
Coding region: 1-957 (318 amino acids)
Biological process (GO): G protein-coupled receptor signaling pathway
Cellular component (GO): membrane
Molecular function (GO): olfactory receptor activity; G protein-coupled receptor activity
Source: RefSeq, a predicted model, not a curated record